AGCGGCGAGGAGGAAGAUGAUGCAGGAGGCGUUUGAUAAGAGGACGGAUCUGAAGGCGUUGAGCGCGCGCGAGGAGACGCGGCCGUUUGCGGCGGCGUACACUGCGACCCUUGACGACGACGAUGCGAACGAUUUUGCCUACCUCGCUAAGGACAGCGCCGGCUUGCGCUUGCCUGCAGAAGACGCGGAGAUGGCCGAUGCGGACGAGGAGGGUGACGAGGACGAGGAUGAGGACGAAGAGGAAGAGCGUCGCCCAUCCAAGGUGUCCGUGCAAGCUCAACUUCGCGAGCUUGUGCAACGUAAUGCCGAGGCGGAUGAGGAGGGCGAGCCCAUCGACAUCGACGCUCUCGUCGACCAGGAGGACGAUGACGAUCACACGAUGCGCGUCCGAAUCGUCAAGGCCGUUCCCACGCGUGCACCCGUCGCGGACGACGAGGUCGACUUCCAGUCGCGCCAGGCAUCCUUCGGGCCGACCGACCCCAGGUCCGAACAGUGGGCGAUGCGGGAGAAGCGUAAGCAAGGCGGGACGGGUCGUGCUACCACCAGAGCGACAAUUGUCGGCAACAAGGUCAAGAAUGGCGGCGGCUCGCUGCGCCCUGGGCAGACCGCGACGGACGCUCGCCAGCAGGUAGAGCCGAGGAAGCGCUCACUGAAGGCGGCGCCGAGCAUCUUGCAGGGUGCAGGUUUAAGCCGGUCUUCCAGGUUCGAGUCGUAGAUGAGGGUUGCUUGGGGGUAUAAGGAGGAUUUUGAGAGUUGGGGAAGGUCUCUAUGGGCGUUCCCUCUGCACGUUGUCAUUUUCUUUUCUUUUGCACUCGCAUCGCUUUUGUACAAUCAGCAUCGUAUUUUGGAACAAGCUACUUGGUAUUC
Schizophyllum commune H4-8 is the source of this 867-nucleotide messenger RNA. RefSeq lists its product as uncharacterized. The coding region runs from base 17 to 715 and encodes 232 amino acids. NCBI's taxonomy places the organism in Eukaryota, Fungi, Basidiomycota, Agaricomycetes, Agaricales, Schizophyllaceae. The record is from RefSeq and is a predicted model, not a curated record. The transcript has 4 exons.